This is a messenger RNA of Apis laboriosa (Himalayan honeybee), 3735 nucleotides long. It is a transcript of the gene RanBPM, whose product is annotated as ran-binding protein 9. Bases 113 to 1849 code for a protein of 578 amino acids. Gene Ontology annotation, molecular function: protein binding. Gene Ontology annotation, cellular component: cytoplasm. Gene Ontology annotation, biological process: cell surface receptor signaling pathway; cytoskeleton organization. Lineage: Eukaryota; Metazoa; Arthropoda; Insecta; Hymenoptera; Apidae. The transcript has 8 exons. The record is from RefSeq and is a predicted model, not a curated record.
ACUUCAUGAACAGAAGGUAAAGUUGAGUUGCGCAGGACCGUUGCGCAGGACUGUUGCGCAGUCAGUUAAGCAUAGUCCACUGGCGAAAGUAGUGGGGCUGCCCAAGAGAAAGAUGGCCGCCACCAGCGAGGAACCGAGUGUUAUGGAGCCUUCUCAGACGAAUUCCGGGCAAAAUCAGCCCGUUGAUCCUCUAAAAAUGCUCUAUCCGAUGGUAAAUGAAGAGGAAACGCCACUACCACGCUCGUGGAGUCCAAAGGACAAAUACAAUUACAUCGGCCUCUCCCAAAACAAUCUUCGUGUUCACUACAAAGGUUAUGGAAAAACUCAUAAGGAUGCAGCAAGCGUACGUACAACGCAUUGUAUACCAGCUGCUUGUGGUCUCUAUUAUUUCGAAGUGAAGAUCGUCAGUAAAGGCAGAGACGGUUAUAUGGGAAUUGGCCUAUCUGCUCAUGGAGUAAACGUGAACAGGUUACCAGGCUGGGACAAACAUUCGUACGGAUACCACGGCGAUGAUGGACACAGUUUCUGUUCUUCUGGAACAGGUCAACCAUAUGGACCCACGUUCACUACAGGAGAUGUAAUUGGUUGUGGUGUAAAUCUUGUAGAUAACACUGCCUUCUAUACGAAAAAUGGACAUCAUCUUGGUAUCGCAUUCACUGAUCUUCCGCCAAAUUUAUAUCCAACGGUGGGUCUUCAAACACCAGGAGAAGUAGUCGAUGCAAACUUUGGACAAGAACCCUUUGUUUUUGACAUUGACGACAUGCUUAACGAACUCCGUGUCAAAACAAGAUUGCAAAUUAUAAACUACCCUACACCAGAUCAUGGACAGGGUCAAUGGCAAGCAGUUCUUCACAAAAUGGUGUCAACAUAUUUAGUCCAUCACGGUUAUUGUGCUACUGCCGAGGCAUUUGCCAAUAGUACUGGUCAAGGAUUUGAAGAAGAUCUUAAUUCCAUUAAAAAUAGACAAAAAAUUUUGAAAUUGGUAUUGGCAGGCAGAAUGGGGGAAGCAAUAGAAUUAACCAGUCGAUUGUAUCCAGGUCUCCUCGAACGAGAUCCAAAUCUUCUUUUUGCUCUUAAAUGUCGACAAUUUGUUGAAAUGGUGAAUGGUAGUGACUCCGAAAUUACUCAAAAUUCCAAUAUUAAUCAAACUAGUGUUAUACAGUCUACGAAGGCUUAUACGAAAUCCUCAAUGAAUAGCAACAUCGAGGAAAUGAAUAUGAACAACGCUAUGAAUGGUUCUACUGAACAACAAUUAGUUAAUGGACAAAUUGAAAAUGAUGUAGAUAUGGAAGAAAAUGUCAUAAAUGGUAUGAAAAGUAAUACUGAAAAUGGUUAUCAAAAUAACGAUUUGAAUACCAAUGGAUACAAAUGUCAAAAUGGAGAAGAUGUCGACAUGGAAACCAACAAUGUUAGUCAAAUUCAACAACAAAAUGGUAAUUGUAAUAUGGAGAAUAUAUCGAAUAAGAAUAACAAAAAACAACUUUGUGGCGGUGAUAAACAGGCAAUUGAAAAAAUGUUGGAAUUUGGAAGACAAUUAUAUUCUCAAUCGAUACAUUUGCGACAACAACACGGAAAAAAUGAAAGCAAUAAAAAGAUGCUUCAAGAUGCAUUCAGUCUUCUAGCUUAUGCAAAUCCAUGGAAUUCACCAGUUGGUUGGCAACUUGAUCCUCAACAAAGGGAAACUGUUUGUGCAAGACUUAAUUCUGCCAUACUCGAAUCGAGUAAUUUACCUCGACGACCACCUUUGGAAGUGGCCGCGUCUCAUGCAAGAGAACUGGUACGAUUGAUGUCUCAUGCUGGUCUUGGGGCAUGCGGUUUCGCGGUCGUAGACAAUAUCAUUCAAUAUUGACGAUGCCUACCUCUGCUGCCACGUCUGCUUCUUCUGCCGGCUCGAGUUUGGAUGUGGAGACGGAACGUGGAGCAGAUUAUAUUUUUGCAGCAACAACUUCGCGACAUCGCGUGCCUCUUCAGCUAGAGUUUAGCAAUUGGCUCUCUAGCUCUUACAUUGAUAUACAAGAGUAUAAUAUAAUACACAUAUACAAGACCUACCAAAAGUACUCGAUGUUACAGCAAAGAGAAUGAAAAUAAGUAUGAUUGUUAACUUCAAUGAUUAUUCAAGGAUCAUUGUAUAGACGUAAUUUCAGUUUUCUAGAGCCAAAAUAUGAAAACUGAUAUAUAAUGAAUUGAAGUAUAGAAAAAUCGAUCUUAAAGAUCAUGAAUGACGAUAGGAAAAGAAUGGUAAAUAAUAAAAAGAGUCAAAGAAUUAGAUGGCAUUGAUAGUUAAGAAACUUAAGAAUAAUAUAAAUACAUUUUUGAAGUUGGAAGUGAAAUUUUUUUGACUAUAAGGUGAUUCUGAAGGCAUUGAUAAUUGAAGACAAAGGAAAUUUAGUGAUGAGAAUGCGAAUAAAUUUGAGGAAGAUAUCUACACCUGCCAAGACGACCCUUUUCUCGUUUUUUCUUUUUAGCCCUUUUUAGCCAUUCAUCAUCAUUUUGAUAUUUUUCCUUCGUUCUCAUAAUUGAUCGCCAUCAAGUUUCCGAAUUGUUUUUUGCAAUGGGAUGUGCUUUUAUAUUUUCGCCUAAUUUAUGACCAUUAGACAAUGAGAAUCUCCAGGUGGGUUUCUAACCUCAUUCAUUUGAUUUUCUUUAUUUUGACAUUUAUUUCAGUUUUUUGUCGUUUGAUAUCAUAUUUGUUGCUCCUGUAUUAUUCAAUUAAAUUUGAUUUUCUGAAAUUUUAGACUAAAUCUUUAUUAUAUUAAUUACAUCACUUAUAAAUAUUUGAUUGAAAUAUUAAUUAAAAAAUUUUAAUUCCAUUUAAUAUUCACAAAUAUUGUAUUUCUAAAUGAAUUUUAUCCUCAAUACAUUGCCCUAUUGUUCAUUCUAUUAUUUUUAUUAAUAAUUGACUUUUUUUUUACGAAAUUUUUAAUAUUGUAUCUUCUUUUGCAUAACUGUUGACGACAGAUUAGCAUUCCUUUUUUAUCAAAAAAGUUUAACGAGAAAAGAGCUUCGUCAACAUAAGUACGAUUAAUUAAUUCUUCAUCGAUUAUCCUGAUAACCUUUUUAUCGUAUCAUCAACGAGUCGAUUUUUGUAUCAAGUUAGCUUUUAAUGAAAAUAAAAAAUAUGUAAAAAAAAAGGAGAAAAGAAGAAAGAAAACAUAAAAGUCAUACAUAAAAAAUAAUAUACAAAUAAAAAAAGAAUAUUCUUUGAUUAUCUUUUCAUUAUCAUAAUUAAGAUUAGAAAUGCUAUGAGAAUCACAUUUCCGAUUCAAUGAUCGUUCUAUUUUUGUUUAAUUUUCAUAACAAAAAAGAAACUAAUGCGUGAACAAGCAAUAAUCCAAAACUUUAAAUUAUUUUCUUUUUCUUUUUUUUAUUCAUUUUUUUCUCUUUUUUAAUUGCCUUAUAAAUAUUUAUUAAUAGUUCCGAAUUGUAAUAACCGAUUAAUGAUCGUUAAGUAUUUUCGUUUCGAUUUUACUCGUCUUAGGUUCGAUUGGAUAAGUAAAAGAAAAGGAGCAAGAAAAAAAUUAUGUAUUAGUGAUAUGUACCAUGUGAUUACAAGAGAUAACUUUAUAAAAAAGAAAAAUAAAAAUAAUGAAGAAAAAUAUGUUAAACUGUCGAGCAAAAUCAAUAAAAAAAAAAGAAAUAGAAAUGAAGAAAUAUAUGAUCCUGAAUGAUUGUAAGUAUUGAAAACUAUGGCAGUUAUACAGUGAAAAUUAAUAAAAGUUGUAUAAUUACAUAAAA